Molecule: messenger RNA, 1524 nt
Organism: Sitodiplosis mosellana (orange wheat blossom midge)
Lineage: Eukaryota; Metazoa; Arthropoda; Insecta; Diptera; Cecidomyiidae
Product: leucine-rich repeat transmembrane neuronal protein 4-like
Exons: 1
Coding region: 230-1405 (391 amino acids)
Molecular function (GO): protein binding
Source: RefSeq, a predicted model, not a curated record
UACAAAUAAAGCUAUUAUUCAAGUAAGUUUUAGCUGAUUUCAAUAACAUUUCAACAGAUUAAAUUAGUUUCAGUCCACAAAAGCUCGUCAAACCGUUCGGUUUCUUGUGUAUAAGUAGUGUAUGGGUAUUCAAUCAUCAGGGUCCAUCAAUAACGAUCGUAAAAUUUAAAACAAAAUUGAGGCAAUACGAAAAUUUAAAUAGAAUUCUCAAUAGAAUAAAAUUCAAUCAAUGAAAAUCAAUUUGAUUUGGGUUGCUUUAGCUUUUUUCGCCGCUCAAGUACUCGCUGAAUAUUUGGAUAUUGAUCGCCUUGAAAAAUAUCCGCACAUUGGCGCUUGCUAUUAUUAUACCCACAAAAACAGUGGAAAAUGUAACUUAACGCUCGUUUGCCUCGAAAGUAGUCGACAACAUGACUUUUUUACACCGAGUGUUAAGUCAAUCUGCUUAAAUCAGGCUUAUCAGUUCAAUAACUGUUGCAAGGAAGGCUAUGAAAAAGAUUGGAUAGGCAGCAUUAGUUUCACGAACUGCAAACAACCAGAGCUCCCUAAAAACGUCUUUAAAGUGUAUCAAAAUAUUCACACUUUCAAUAUGUCAUAUCUUGGAUUAGAAACGGUGCCAGAUGAUCUGUUUUCGGAUGCUGCAAAAUUGAUUAGAUUAGAUUUGUCGAGUAACCGAAUCGAUACUUUGGCAGAAAAGGCAUUCGAAAAAUGUCAGAAAUUAGAGCUAUUAAAUUUAUCGGGAAAUAUCUUGAGCGAAAUUAAAUUGGGAGUUUUUUCAAGUUUAACGAACUUGCAAACACUCGACUUAUCUGAAAAUCGAUUGAAUACGUUGGAUAUUAAUGUUCUCUCGAUGCAGUUGGAUCAAAUGAAAUUGCUUUCAAUCAGGAAUAAUCAACUGCAAGAGCUUAAUGGAUUCAACAGCACGCGUAUUGUUAACAUGAAGAUCGUUGGCAUCGACAGCAAUCGAUUCAAUUGCUCGUAUUUGAAAACUCUGAUCCAAUCAAUCAAUCGGACACACUUGGACGUCGUAUCAAACCGAAAUGAAUGUAGCCCGGGCAAUGGAUUACCAACUAAUUCAGGUAAUGAAUUGACAACUUUAAAUCCAUUAAAUAAAAAGGUGGACGAAACGAUUCAUGAAAAUUUCAAAAGCCAAAAUGAAGAUUCAAGGAAUUCAACGCAAACAAUUUUGUUAAUUAUCAACACAACGCUUCUAUUAAUCAUGACAAUUACACUUAUCAGUGCACUCGUUUGGAUGCUGAUUCGAAAACGAUCGCAGAAAAUAGAUAUCUUUCCGCAAGUUACUUACCGUCGAAAUGUUCAACCACCAAAAUCCAUUGAACAAAACGAAUACGAAGAAAUACGAAAUAACAUCACUGAACCGCCAGCGUAUCUUGAGCCAUUGGCAUGAGCUAUACCAUGAGCUGUCAAUAUUGUUAAGUGUAGCUUAAUUCGUUUCAUAAAUGACUUCCAAAGAUUAUUAAAUUUAAAAAAAAACUGUUGAUAAGUAAGCUUAAAAUUUGCACUCUG